AUGGGAACCAGAAAUGUUAAAGAUGGUUUAAAUUUAAGCCUGCAAAUCGAUAAAGAUUGUCACCAACAUGGAGCAGUGACCGAGGAAAUUGAUGGGCUAAUCAAAGUGUACAAAGAUGAGCAUGUGGAGAGACCAAAGAUUGUUCCGUGUGUCACAAGUGAUUUACCUCACGAGCUCGGUGUGACUUCACGGGACAUAGUCAUUGACAAGUUCACAAACAUUUGGGCACGUUUUUAUGUCCCAAUAAAAUGCCAUGGUAAGCUGCCUUUACUUGUAUAUUUCCAUGGAGGUGGGUUCUGUGUAGGCUCAGCUGCUUGGAGUUGCUACCAUGACUUCCUAGCAAAGCUAGCUGCUGAGACCAGUUCCAUAAUCAUGUCGGUUAAUUAUCGUUUAGCGCCUGAAAAUCCUCUCCCAGCAGCUUAUGAUGAUGGAAUAAAGGCUCUGAUGUGGUUAAAACAGCAAGCUCUAAGUGUUGGUGCUGAUAAUUGGUGGACUAGUCAGUUCAAUUUCUCUAACAUCUUUCUAGCUGGAGAUAGUGCUGGCGCCAACAUAGCCUAUAACAUCAUCACGAGACCUGGUUCCUCUAAUGCAGGACAAGCCGCUGCAGCCAUGAAGCCAUUAAGUCUCAGAGGCAUUGUCUUGAUACAGCCAUUUUUCGGAGGAGAGGCACGCACUAAUUCAGAAAAAUACCUCGUACAAUCACCUCGCUCGGCGCUUAGCUUGGCAGCCUCUGAUACAUAUUGGCGAUUAGCUUUGCCUUGUGGAUCUAACCGGGACCAUCCAUGGUGCAACCCUCUAGCCAAGGGGUUAGACGUGGAAUUGGAGGAUUUGUUGAGAUUUCCAAUAAUGGUGUGCAUAUCAGAGAUGGAUAUCUUGAAAGACAGGAGCUUGGAGUUUGUUGCUUCUUUGGAUAGAGCUGGUAAAAUGGUGGAGCAUGUGGUUCAUAAAGGGGUAGGGCAUGCAUUUCAGAUUUUAAGCAAGUCCCAGCUCUCACAAACUCGAACAUUGGAAAUGAUGUCACAAAUCAAGGACUUCAUUAGUGGAAUAUGAUCCCCUCCUCUCUCAAGUCUCAAGCACUAUAUAUACUCAGAAUUUUAUUUAGGUAGCCAAGGAAAUUAAUUCUCAAUUUUAUAUGAUGCAAAAUUCAAUGCUUUUAGUGCUGCAAAUAGAUAUUCACGUAUACCCAUCUGU
Molecule: messenger RNA, 1191 nt
Organism: Populus nigra (black poplar)
Lineage: Eukaryota; Viridiplantae; Streptophyta; Magnoliopsida; Malpighiales; Salicaceae
Product: probable carboxylesterase 6
Exons: 1
Coding region: 1-1050 (349 amino acids)
Molecular function (GO): hydrolase activity
Source: RefSeq, a predicted model, not a curated record